Molecule: messenger RNA, 366 nt
Organism: Parnassius mnemosyne (clouded apollo)
Lineage: Eukaryota; Metazoa; Arthropoda; Insecta; Lepidoptera; Papilionidae
Source: the annotation of a GenBank genome assembly
AUGCUCAGGACAGACCAGCUCAGCAAUGAAUGGAAGGACAGCCUACAACAUGCACAGCAGGAAGAUUCGGAUAUUAAGCCGAUUCUCGAAUGGAUGAAGGCCAGUGCUCCUAAGCCCAAGUGGAGCGACGUCUCAGCAAUGAGUUCGACCACGAAAAGCUAUUGGGCCCAAUGGGACAGCUUGCUGAUUCAGGAUGGAGUCCUGUGCCAUAAAUGGGAAACUGGUCGGGGAGACAGUUGUCAUUUGCAAAUGGUUGUCCCUAAGGCUAAAGUACCGGAUGUUCUACAGCUGUACCAUAGUGGUUGUUCAGGAGGCCACCUGGGAGUUAAACGAACUCUACUGAAAAUCCGAGAACGGUUUUACUGA